Paracoccidioides lutzii Pb01 is the source of this 543-nucleotide messenger RNA. RefSeq lists its product as hypothetical. The transcript has a single exon. The record is from RefSeq and is a predicted model, not a curated record. The coding region runs from base 1 to 543 and encodes 180 amino acids.
AUGGUCACCUACAUCCUGUACGGCUUCCGCUGGAACCGCAUCGCUAGCCCGUCAGCAUAUGGUAUCCGCGCAUACAUCGCAAUCGCUAACAUCGCCGACGCAGCCGCUGAGUACCUUCAGCAUCCAAUUACAAAUGCUGUCAUCCUCGACUCAUUCAACCACAUCGACCCCAACAUACUUACCCAUAUACCCGACCUCCAACUCAUUGAGCAGUACGACCCCGAUGACCUUGGUGCUGACGCCGUGAGCCAGCCAUAUGCAUACGUUUCAGCGAAAACUCUGACGAUGGGGGCGAAAGCACUGUCCCGUGCAGGGCUGGGAUUGAGUCUGCAAGAAAUUGCACAGCAAGAUCCGGGCCUGUCAACGGCGGGGACCGAGGUAUUUAAAAAGCUUAAGGAUGAGCUAGCCCCUGCUUCGGAGAUUGGCUGGUUUGUAGUUUACAAUGGCGAGCCGGAACGGGCGUAUGAAAGCUCGGAUGAGAGUUCUUCUGUGGUGGAGGAUGAGGAUGUUGUCACGGAUAGUAAGGGUGGUAUCAAGGAGUAA